AUGACUCACAAGCCGCGCGAAACACUCACAAAGGUCGAACGCGAUGCACUAAGAGAAGUCAAUGCCGACAAGGACAUCGUGAUUGUGCCCGCGGACAAGGGGCGUUCCACCGUCGUACCGGACAGAAAAGACUACCCUCAGAAGGCUAAAAACCUACUGGAUGAUCGCCAGUUCUAUAUCCCAUGUGAAACCAACCCCAUAAAAACGCUGACACGCGAAAUAAAUGCAAGACUGUUGGCACUGGAGAACUUGGGUGCAAUAACAGCGACCGACCGACGCAUGGCGAGUGCCCAAGAAACGGCCUUGGCCCGAUUCUAUGGUCUCCCAAAGUUGCACAAGGAAGGCGCUCCUCUCCGGCCCAUUGUAUCGCUCAAAGGCACUCCAACGUACGGACUGGCAAGAUGGCUGUUUCGGCGCCUCAAAUUUCUGACCGCUGAUUCGGACACCACGGUCUGUUCGUCAACGCAAUUCCUGGAGAAGCUUAAAGGAGUAAGUCUCUUGCCCAAUGCGGUCAUGGUACCUUUUGAUGUCACGUCCAUCUUUACUUCUAUCCCUCAGGAUCUGGCAAUCGAGACCGUCCAGCUACUAAUACGAAACAAAUACGAUGAAACGGAGAAUCGUCUCGGACAUGCCUAAGUCCUUCAGAUCCUAAAGUUCUGUCUUAGGACGUACUUCACGUUUGACGGAACAAUCUACGAGCAAGUGAAGGGAACACCAAUGGGCUCGCCGAUUUCGGGUUUCAUCGUCGAGGCGGUGCUACAGCGGUUGGAGUCGCUGGUCUUCCAACACCACAGACCGAAAUCCUGGGCUCGGUAUGUGGACGAUACCUUCGUCGUCAUCGAACGGGAUCAGGUGCUAACGUUCAAAGAACGUCUCAACAGCGUCUUCGCCGACAUACAAUUUACGAUGGAGGAGGAAAAGAAUAACCAGCUGGCAUUCCUUUAUGUCCUCGUCUGUCGCAAAGAUUGUGGUGGCCUAAAGACCAAAGUGUUCAGAAAAGCAACGAACACGAUGCAAAUUCUGAUCUUCAACAGCAACCACCCAAUCUGCCACAAACGCAGUUGCGUAAGAACGUUAUUUCGGCGUGUUGAGACGCAAUGCAGUGAACCGGAAGACAAGGUCCCAACAUCUUCGACGGGUUUUCCGAGAAAACUGUUACCCGCGCAACUUCGUCAACCAGUGCCUGCGCAAACGAGACGACCGACAAAAUCGCGACGACCCCAAAUUCUGGCGAGUGAUCCCGUACAUCAAGAACGUCUCCGAGGCCGUUAGUCGCCUUCUUGGACCAAUUUGAUUUGGAGUUGCGCAAAGACCGGAGGCCACCAUGAGGCGUCACGUGAUGAGACCAAAAGACCCACUGCCACGGCAAGAAACAUCUGGAGUCGUUUACCGGAUCUGGUGCAGUUGCGAACAAAGCAACUACGUCGGAGAAACUGGAAGACUGCUCCGGACGCGAAUCGCCGAACACAUGGCAGCUGUAGGGAAAAAUGACGCCAACUCUCAGAUCGCGGCCCAUUCGACGAGACCCGGCCACACAUUCGAGUUCGAUGAGGCCGAAAUUCUCGCGAAAGGGGAUAAUCGCGUGAGCCGCGAGUUGCUUGAGUCAUGGUUCACGGGACCUCAGUCUAUCAACAAGUGCAACGACAUCCCCACUCCAUAUUCUGUCAUGAGGCAUAGACUAGCGAAAGCAAUUGACCACUCGAGGAGCGCGCAAGCCGGUGAGCCAGACGGCCGUGCAAUCAUCACGCCAGCAUCCAACACGGGUGAUGAGAUGUCAGCAAUUAACAACUUGCAUGCCGGCCAUCAAGCAAUUAGCGCACCAGCGGGGAACAAUCCUUGAUGAAGGGAGCACGGUUAAUUGCUGUAGGUAUGCGGUAGCAUGGCGACUGCAUCCUAUAAAUACUGCAACUUCCUGUACACUAGCCACCCUUUUCUGCAACUGUCUCUGAUGAUGGAUUAAAGAGAGAAUCCGAAACGUCAGGCGAAUAAAGCCAUUGCUCCAGCGAUCGCUUCUUUUUUCUGAUCAACUAGUUCCUGGAACUCGCAUCUUCGCUUGUAUAGACAAGACAGUGCUUGCUCUAAUACAUCAUAAUUUAUUUUAUGAACAAAACAAAGAAGAAAGUGCUUGCGCACGCAAACAUGAGGAAAGCCUUUUUUACGACAGCAUGCAGUUAACAGGAUCGAUUACCGGCGAUCGAGUCUUGUGAAUUCAAGCCUCACUCCGCCAUCUUACCGUACAACUUGGAAGGUUUGCCAAGACAUUUAUUUGUUACAAGGAUUACGUGUCUUAUUGUCUUUAUUAGUUUGUCUUAUCAAUCUACUGUCUCCGCCGUCGUUUAUGUCCGCCUCAGAUAUAGAACGGUCUUUUGGUGAGAUCUACGAAUAAAGACAUAAAGGCAUAAUCAUCCUGCCGGCUGACAAAGGCCGUUCCACAGUAGUGCUUGACAAAUCCGAUUACCAGAAGAAAGCUUUGAGCCUACUGGACGACACACAGUCCAAUAAACUUUGUCCAGGCAGUGAGAUGAAAAAUCUGCUUACUCAAAUAAACAAAAGCCUGGCAAAACUAAGAGCAAAUGGAGCAAUCACAGCUAAAGAUUGGUUUCUUAUGAAACCCUCUGCCUCUGCCACCGCGCGCUUUUAUGGUCUUCCGAAGGUACACAAAACUAACGUACCUCUUAGACUAAUCGUCUCCCUACGUGGUACUCAUGAAUACGGUUUGGCAAAAUGGAUUUUUUCUCGUCUUAAGUUCCUGGCAGAAGGAUCGCCAACAACAGUGGCCUCUGCUAAUCAGUUCCUUGAACGUCUAAAACAUCCGAAACUAGAGCCAGAUGAAUCCAUGGUAUCGUUUGAUGUCGUUUUACUCUUUAGCUCCAUUCCACAACAACUAGCGAUUGACGUUGUGAGACCCUUCCUGGCUGAUCGCUACAACGAGAGAGACAAUUCCCUGAAGAUUGAACAUCUCAUGGAGCUCUUACGCUAUUGCCUAAAAACAUAUUUCACCUUUGGUGGACAAAUAUAUGAACAAAUCAAAGGCGCCCCUAUGGGCUCCCCCAUAUCAGGGCUGAUUGCUGAAGUGGUUUUUCAAAGGAUAGAACACUUUGUGUUCACUAAGUAUCAAGCAAAGUUCUGGGCUCGUUACGUCGAUGACACCUUCGCCAUUGUCAAAUCAUCUGACGUGGAGCUCUUAAAGAAUUACUGAACUCGUUUGACCAAAAUAUCCAAUUCACGAUGGAAGCCGAAACAAACAACCAAGUUCCCUUCCUCGAUGUCCUUGUGCGUCGGUGUGCAACUGGACAAUUACAAACAACCGUUUUCAGAAAAGCCACCAACACAAGAAAAAUACUGCAUUUCAACAGCAAUCAUCCCCUCUCUCACAAACGCAGCUGUGUCCGUACUCUGUUCCAAAGAGUUGAAACACACUGCAGCACACCAGCCGACAAAAGAGUUGAACGACAAUAUCUGCAUGAUCUCUUUCGAACCAAUGGAUACCCAAGUCACUUCAUCAAGCAAAGCAAGCGCCGAGUGAACAGACGGCGGCCACAAGAAGAACAACCCGAAGUCUGGAGCGCUAUUCCUUACAUUAAAGGAGUCUGCAAGGCGGUUUCAAGACUGCUACAACCCGCCAGGGUAGGUAUUGUCCAUCGACCCCAGGCAACAAUUCGUCGUCGUUUGAUGCAACCCAAAGACAUACUGCCACCCACUGAAACCUCAGCAGUUGUCUAUCAAAUACGUUGUAAGGAUGGAGACUGCAAUUACGUUGGGGAAACCGGACUGAAAUUGCAGACCCGCCUACAUGAGCACAAACUGGCAACACGGAGACUAGACUAAAACUCACAGCUUGCGGCUCACAUUGAGGAAACUGGUCAGUUUUGAUUUUCAAGGAGCAGCCGUCUUAGACAGGGGCACCUCAAGGACUGAGCGUCUCACACGUGAGGCUUGGUACUCAGAUGCCAACUCCAUCAACAGGCAUCUAGACCUUCCUUCGGCCUAUAAAAUCCUACGUCACUUCAUACACCGUGACGAAGACAAGACAAUCACACGGAGCCUAAGAAUGCCGAGCAAACACGGCCUGUCGACCACUUCACCCAAAAGGGGAACGCAAACGCAACCAACCCCAAUUGAGGUGACGAAACGUAUUACAGGAGGCCAACAACGUUCACAGGCGAAGGCCAGUAGGCCAAGGCAGAGAAAGAAGAAAAAAUCGAUCAACCCAGGGCCAACUAAUGCGGCAGUCUAUUCAAAAAUGCUGAUCGACUUUUUCACUUGACGCUUUGACAAUGGAGAGCAGCCCCAGCUCUUCGAACCGUCAGCCAGAAAAAUCCCCCGGUCCGGUGAGCAAUUCAUUCUCCUCAAAUCUACAAAUACUAAAGCGAUCUCGUGACUUAGAAUAUUGAAGGACACCGAAAGCAUCACUAGAAAUAUAUUUCUUUGCAAACAUUCUUUUAUAUACUCUGUUUAAUCGACAAAGUCAAAACAAACGUUUUGUUAACAAUGCCAUCCUCCGAAAUGCCGAACCAUUCAUCUAAAAAACAUGAAUUUAAGCGUGCGUUCCUUUAAUUGCGUCCAUGACGUUUUACAAUUCAAAACGUCGUCAGUCAUCGUCGGCAUGGCAAAGGGAACAUUAGAGACUAAUCUGUCGAGUAGGCUGGCUCCGCCAAAUCUCAUAGACCGUAGGCAAUUGCCAUUGCCUCGCCCAUCGCAUGCGCUUUUGAUUGAGUGAAUUUGGCAUUGACGUUAGGGUAAUUAAAUAAUACACGCUGUAUUUCUUCUCGUUAAGUUAACCAUAAAUCGCCUGAGUAGUUAUGGAAACUGGCUAAGAUAAAUGUUUUUAUAUUGUAUGCUGUUUGAACAGAUAUUCAGUUCGGAUUGUCAGAAUCCAGAGAUCCGGGUUGAUUAUUUGGAGAAGAACAUAGGCUCUCCGGAACCGGUUAAUUUAAAUGCUGACGUCUCAAAGAGCUAGGUCGGCUCUUUUUUGUCAAAUCUUAAAAUGCGCUUAAUCGAUCAGAAAUUUAAUUUAAAGCGGUAGGGGUGUUGGUCGGCCUCACGCUGAACGAUUGUUCUCUCUUCUCGCCGCCUGGGCCUCUCAGGAGAUGUUUGACGGGCGUUUUGUCUGUGUGCUAUGUGAUUCAACACUCCGUCGAAGGGAGCUGAUUUAACCUUUGUAGGGCGGUCGGUCUGGCGGUUCUUGUUCUACCUCAAAGAGUAAACUCGCCGUCGGGCUAUCUCCGAACGGCCUACUUAAUUCCGGUGUGGUUGUUUGCUCCUGAGUCCUACGAUUGUGAUGAGAAUUAGGGUCCAAUAUCCGAGUGGUUAAUUUGUGCUCUUGUAGGCCAGUUUCUAAUUUCCGCCCGGUUUUGCCUACAUACAAUUUCAAUUAAGGCGAUUGCAUGAACCCAUUUUUAGAGAAGAAGGCAGAUAAGGCGGUUUAUGCACUUCGGGUCGUUAGUUGCUGCAACUGGAUUAUAUGUUUUGGACGUUGUUGUAAAGACAAAAUUUCCGAACUACAAUACUGUCGAAGAUCCUUCAAAGACAAUGGCUACCAGCGCAACUUUCUCAACCGGUGCAUAGGCAAAAGAGAUGGAAGGCCAAACAGCAUAUAUCCCGAAUUUUGGAUAAAUUGUGUCUCUGAUGGUGGGAAUCUGGAACGUCCGGCGAAAUAAGCUCUUAUCCCGGCGAUUAAGCCUCCUUCUUUACGACUGCGUCCUGAGAAUUGCCUCUUAACUUAUGCAAGUCCAGAGAUUAUAACAACAAUGAAAUGCAUGAUUUCAUCCCAACCAAAAAUAAUUGCUGAGUAUCACGUUGGACAAGCCCCAUGCAUAGCUACACAGCUGUAGAAAUUCGGAAAGAAAUCCUGCCAUUUAUCUUAAACUUCAGAACCUCCCCUAAACAAUCUGACAGAUAUCAUACCUUUCUGCUCCUGAAAUCAAUCGUCAGAAAUGUAGUAUAUAAAGGCCAUUAAAGCCAUGGACUGUGUCGUUAAUUUAUGCAGUGAUUGUUUGUUUUGUAAUGAAAACCUACAAACAGGUUGAACGCAACGCGUAAGAUAUCGUUACUUGGGUACACCUGGCAAGCAUACGGUUAUUCGUUAGUCACAAGAACACCAAUGUACUGCCUUUUGCUCUCUCCCCACUAUUCACACUCGGUUUCAAUGUUCACAGACGCACACCUUCAUGAGCUCGUCGCAGGAGCAGACUAAGCAGUUUAAUACUUACUUACACUCUAAAACCGUUUUAAUGUCACAAAAAUUUCCUCGCAUUUCUGAGGCAUGUGGGUCGACCUCGAAGCUGGAGAGAUGGGGUUGGAAUUUGUACUCAGACCAAACUGACCCUGCUUGCGGGGAAACCUCAAGUUUGCUAGGUAUCUUCUUAUUUAGUUUCGACUUUGCACCCGCCCAUCCGGCAAAAUAAUUAGCGUGACUUUCCGACUUAACUUUCAAACAAUCGGCAUUUUAAAAGACUUAUUUUUCUAGGCAGAAUGAUAUUACCGACAAAGACAAGGGAGACUGGAAUGGCCAUUUCUGGCUUAUUAACCCUCGUCAGCCAGCCAUACCCAAGCCCGAAGUGUGGAACACCCGAGCCUGAGUAGAGGCGUUGACUUCUAAACCAACAGGUCGCGAGUUCGAGGCUCGGGUGUUCCACACUUCGGGCUUGGGUAUGGCUGGCUGACGAGGGCUAAUAAGCCAGAAAUGGCCAUUCCAGUCUCCCUUGUCUUUGUCGGAAAUAUCAUUCUGCCUAUAUAUCAUGCGCCGCUUUGCGGCUGCUGGUUGGGCUCGAGAGAGAGUCCAUAAGGCACAACGGGACGAGUGAGUUCCGUAUGAACGAUCGGUGAGCGCCCCCUAACACUUAUUUUUCUACGAAGUUUGUUAAUCAGAAAUCGGAGAUAUAAGCCAAACUAGCAGAUUUAUCAACGAAUCUCCAAAUUUAUACCGUUAAGUCGGGUUGUUCGAGUGGAUUGUCUCCAUUGCCUAUCAUACUGGGAUAAAAUCUUCCGUGCAAUUAAUCAUUAAAAGACUUACCUCACAAAAUUAUAAUUCAAUCUCAAAUAUACUCUAACUAGUUAAGUUCUGAAAUUCUUGAAUUUUUUCAUAUCGUCUCUAACUGUUUACUCUAUGAAACUUUUUUUCAGACGACAAGUAAACAUUUCUCAUCAGAAACGCUUGAGAACUGUCGAAACUGCCAAAUAUUACACCAGUCGCACAAUGGGGUCUUUCUAGAUCCUUUCUAGGAUGUGCUAAUUGUCAUCAUAUUUACUUGCAGCGAAUUACAAAGCCAAAAUUUCCAAUCUCCAGCAAAAAAUACUCCCUCAUAUAAUUGAUAACACUCACUGUAAACCGGAAAACAAAUGCAAUACCCAGAUGAACAUGGCUAAGAGAUAAAACGUGCAUCGAAACUCAUUUUGUAAUGCUAAUGUUUUACGAUCAUUGAAGUGGAUUAUGGUAUCCAAAAUCUAAUAGAACCUGGGCUUGAAUUGUGGUUUUCAGUGAUUUGUACGUUUUAAUUGUCAGGUCUCUGUCUUAACGUUGUUUAAAAUGGAGUAGGCUUUAUGUAAAAUUCUAUUUGGCAUUUAGAAGAAUGUUAACUUAUUUUAAUUAAAAUUGGAUACCACUAAAAUCUAGGAAAAGCAUAUGAAGAAGGUUUUGGCGGCACUUCACAUGGGAAUUUAGGGGUCAAACUACGUCUUCACUGAGAAAUGAAGCACUCGAUGUCUUAUAACUCAUCAAGCACGUGACUUGCAUUUGCUUAUAUUUGAGUUAUCAAAGUCAUACUAAGCCAUUGCAUGGACCGAUGACCACGGUUUUUAAAAAAGUUUAACCGAUACCAGGCAUUAAAAUAGGCUAUUGUCCGAACGUACCGCAGCGUUCACGUUUCUGAAUUUCACGAACAAUAUGAUUAAUGAAGCGAUGCAGGCACAUUUUCUGCCUAGGAAAAAGGCGACUACUUGAAGGGGCUGGACGACUCAGUAAAAAGCUAAUCGCUUAGGGCGCCCGAAAAAUCUUCUUUCAGAUUCCGUCAUUCAUUCUGUAUAUUGUCUGAAAGAGCUACCUAGGGAGUGUAUUUGCAAUAGUAAAAGUGUUAUUGAUGAUUUGUGAAUACGGGGGAGCAAUUGUUACUUUACGCUUCAUUAACCGUAAACGAAACUGGCGAGUGUGCACUACAUGGGGCAUAAACAAGCUUCAGAAAGGCCCAUUUCAGAUCUUUAUCCUUUCGACGGCAUCUGGAACGUAUAUAUGCCACGUAAUGAAGAUACUGAUAUGCCCUAUGCGAGGUUUUCUAUCCUGUGGUAUGCUAUUUAGCAUGACCUUCAAUGAUUUAACACAUUGACAGACAAAGUCACGUGUAUCUCUGGGACAGCAUUGUCCAUCAUAAGAUGUAAGUAGUUGUUUUAUCAAAACUGACAAAAAAUAUAAUAAUCCCCUACUAUGCGAGGCCGUCGAUUUCCGCGCCCGUCAAGUCUGAUAUGCGGUAUUACGUUACAUAGGACCAAAGUUACAUUAAGUUUAACGACGUUUUAUAAUCAUCAGGAUUACUUUUUCGAGGAACAAGCAUUUUCUGGACAUGAUGUUAAAUUUUCAUCUGCCGUAAGGCGACACAAGGCGAGAAUCAUCAGUGUCUCAUCGUAGAUAGACAAAAACAGAUCAGAUUUUUCAUUAAUCAUUGUACUAGCCGCUGCCUUAAUUCCUGACAAAAGUGACGUACAUUUGUUCAGGGUUAUUUUCGAAAGAUAUAUUUUGCUGUUAGUAAAGAUGAAAAAAAGUGUGGCUUACAAUUGCCAUCUUGUUUCAUCCCGCUGAGGUCUGCAAUAAUCCACCUUACAAGACGGCUUUCUCGUUAUAAAAGCUGCGUCUGGUUGGUUAUUUUCGCCCUUCGACAAAACAACCAAAGAGCGUUAAGCGCUGUCAUUCUAGGUUCUUUUGAUUUCCACAUUCCGUCAAGUGCAGAACAAUGGAAUUACACAAAGACAUAUAAAUGGGUUAUGCAGCUAUCUCUAUUUAUCUAAUUUCCCACGAAUGUGUUCAGUAAAUGUUUUGAGCCCAUAGCAGCAUCUGUCAAGCGUAUGCGUGUAUUGGUAUGCGUGUAUGUUACACAAUCAACAUUGUAUUUAGGUCCCUUAAGAUCAACGAUGGUAGAAUUUUAAAGCAAGAAUAUACUUAAUUUAAUAAAUAACACGUGUUUUAAUAGAAAAAUCAGCCUUGGUCAAACACGAUUUUGGUAUCCUAGGCCGCAUCGGAUAAACGCGAACCAAUAUAUUUAAAAACCGCCUCUUGGCAUAAAUAACGUCAUAGACACUGACUUAAGUGAUCCUGACAAACGGACUUUUACUUUAAUUAUUUGUUUAAAUAGUCCAUCCGAUCAUUGUCAAGUAGUGCCUUGCUGCGAGAAUUAAAGACAAGAAACAGAAAACAUAACAAGAGCUAACACAAUAAAAAUAUGUUGACAAAUGUUUUGCAGAAAUCAAAUGAGAUCCGUUAUCAAGCAUACGAUUGAGCUUUUAGAAACACUGACAACAGAAUUGCCAGAAAGUACCUGUCGUUAUAUUCUGGUUGCAGUUUAGUAUAGGGAACAAAUUCAGAAUCCGGAAAAUAGUGUUCUUGCUUGUAGGAUAUCCUCACAAGUUUAACUAGUUGAACACUUCCGAAAUCACUGCCUUUCGCCAUGUAAAUUUUUGAAAACUUUAGUAAUACCUUUCGCAUCACCCAUACAGUCUUGAUAAUAAUUGAGGCCUCAAUUAAACGAUUGAAUGUGGUAGCCUAUUAAUUCCUCGAAGCCCGGGGCAUCGGCAACAACGUAUAUGUUUAACUCACAGUUAUGGGACUCAGAUAAACUUCCAUUGAGGUGUUACAUCGCGAAGUAAGAGUUUGCGUUGCCAAACAUGAAGGCGUGUAGUAUUCCGUUUUCCCAUUGACAGCGCUGCGUUUGAAUGGACGAAGGCUUCGGCUGUUGCAGGUUUCUCGAGUCAAUUUUACGGGUAUCGUAAACGAACAGGAGAAAAUCAAGUGGUGCAAUGUCUUGUGGCCGAAACAAUUGCGAUCUUUUAAUGGAUGCGGUGCGGUUGUGUACAAAGAACGAUGUCAGUUAGAUUGUUGCGCAUGACGAGGUCCACCGUUUGCUCCACAGCAAGGUGACGCAGACACAGUGACUUCAACGCGAUUUUGUUUACAGUGAAUGUAGAAAAAUACAGCAUGUACCACACUCCCUCCUCCUCUUCCACCUGGACGCGGUUUCAAAGCAGUCAGAAAAACCUGAGUCGUGGAAAGGCGCGGAUGGAUGACACGGUCGAGCUCGCACCUUGACGUUCUACAUUGCAAACGACCAGGAUUUGAAACAACGCGAAAGAGGAAUUCGCGCGGCCGAAACCGACCCAAGGCGUGCCGUCACACCUGGCUCGGAUCCGGCGGAGUGGGAGCGCCAUAAAGACCAUGUUAAGAAGGAGCUAUUGCGGUCUCGUUUUUUGAUCAAAUGUCGGCCGCUUUUCACACUAUUGCAACAUGAAAUUUGAGUUCUACGCCUAAUGCUAAAUAACUGAACUUUCAGCGGUCACAAGUAGUUAGACGUCAAGCCUCGGCUCAUUCGAUGAGAUUAGUUGCAAAUUUAAUUAAUAUAUUCUUGAAAUUGUUGCGAGCAGUAUUACACAUGUGCUGAUUUCCAUUCGCGUUACAGGCAAAAUUACCUCCUCCGGAAUAUUUUUUGCUCCUAUCCAACAAAAACCAUGUUUGGCCACACAGAAAGAAGGCGGGCGAGACAAUUUGCCGAGUAAUCGAUACGCCAGGUGUCAAAAACGAUGACGAUAACGGCCAAUGUUCGGACUGACAAGUGGCUAUCAUAUCGAAUGCGAUCCCUAACGGCUAAAGCCACUGCCGUUAAUUGUGCUGGUCAUGCCAUUACUUGGCCAACGUGCGCCUUUAAUACUUCGUUUCUGCUGUCUGGACCAGCCUAUGCCGCGACCGUUAGUGAAGGCAGAUAAUAAAUUUGAGGGAUGGAGACUUUAUCCGGGCUGCUUCGAAAUUUCGCUAGAAUGGAAAAUAUUCUGCUCACACUUUCUCAUACCAUCAACUCCAACAUGCUUACGGCCAAUUACUUCGACUAUUUAACGCACUACUACGCAUAAUUCACGCAUGUCACAUGCAUAUGUGUAUGUUUAAUCAGGCGGUUACGGAUAGUCGUCGUUUUUUGGCUUAUUGGGUAUUAGAAGGCACAUAGUUGCCGAGCUCAACCUUAAAAAUCCUAUAAAUAUUUAGAUAACUGAAGGAAUUUGUACUUGCCCCAUCAUCCUGAACUCGGCUUAUUUAAACAACCAUUCGGGUCAUUUUGUUGACAGCUGCUGGUUUCCAGUGUAUGGCGAGAUUCCUAUGGGUCUGAAUGUUACACAAGUAAGAUACGAUUUAUAAAACCCCCAGCAAGACAGAAAAAUUGCAGUGUUGAUCUUGAUAGCAAUAUACCAAAUGCGACAAAUACAAAGCACCUCCAUCAAUGUUCAAAUCCGCAAACUGGGCUGCUUUGACAACUAGUACACCGUCCCUAAGCAGACAAGUUUAUUGUGACUUUUUGACAGACAGAGCAGACACAGGUCGAACGUUCAUUGUGAUUGCAUGAUAAGGUCGCGGAAGAUCUCCCUCAAUUCUGCACGAUUGUCUGGUCUUGGCGGGCACACAACACUGUCUUACUUUUCCUCUGAUGAACACUCAUUUUAACUUACCAUACCUGACGACUUCUGUCUUAUGUGCGCAUCGGUCAUAUAUGUCGUUCGAGAUAAACGUAAGACGAUUAUUUACAUUAUAUUUCUGAUAUUUUCAAAUUCUGUCGAUAACAUAAGAAAUAUUAUAAUUUUCCAUUUACUCUCCAGUCAUCGCAGGUGCAUCCUGCCCUAUGAGCUGCUUGAAGAUCUCACUUAUGUGAAAACGAUUUGGAGAUUAAAUAAGUAUCUAAAACAUGUGCUAAGUAACUUAAUUAUGCUGGUUCCCUAGCUGUGUGUAGAAAAAGCGGGCACAUGUUCAUGUACACGUAGGGGUGUUUUAAGUCUCCAUAAACUUCGUCAAAGAUACAGGUAACUUUUCAGAUCUUUCAAGUGCACAUAUUGUUGCUGUUUGCUCCUCGUUCCAUUAAACACCACCUAGUGCAUUUUAUGUCAUUGAUCAUUUAAAGCAAGUGAUCCACAUCGCGUUACUACGUUAGGUAUUGUAUGUUUACUUACUUCUCAGUCAAGUCUACUCUAUAUAAUCUGAAAAUCCUAUCCUCAUACAUUGACUCAAUUACUGGCUUGCAAACUAAAUCAGCAGCACCACCCAACGGGUUAUAACAGUAGGCUAAAAAGUUAAUCACUCAACAUAAAAUUGUUGUUUUUAUUCAUUAUAUGCUUGCUUAUUAUUGCAUUUGCACUAAAUGUCUACAAGUUUAACAGGUUUAGAACGGUUGUAUUAAAUAUACUUUGUCCACAUUUCAAAUAAAACGACACACUAGGAACAUGCAAGAACAGUCUUUAGCAAUAAUUGCACCGCAACUGCACAACUGCCUAAAUUAAAUUUUCUAAACAACGCAUCUUUUGACGGUCGAUGAACACAUAAGUCCUCCCCUUGCUAGAAAAUAUCAGCAGAAAAUAUAUUGCCUUGAUUAUCUACCAGUAUUUAUCAUUUAUUACAGGAGUACUUAUAAAAAUGUCCGUCAUUCCUUCAUUUUACGGCACGUCGCCAUGCCGUCAUCCUCUCUGUCCAUAUUCCCUGUUGAUUAGUGCUUAUGAUAAAGAGUUUGUUAAUAGUGACUCCUACUACGGUGGGGCUACCCUCAGCUAUAGGUCAUUUGCGUCGUAGAUGUGGAUUUUAAUAAGAUCAAAUACAUUGCGUUUGUAUGAACUCUUACAAUGCAUGGUAUUUCUUAACUCUAGUGCUGGCCGUUGCAGGGCCUAAUUUCAAAAAGCUGAUUGCGAAACCAAAGGAAACCACAGCUAAAAACACCGCGGAGGAAGAGAAAACGCUUAAUAAAUUUGAUAAUGACUCGCUAUCAGGAUUGCCAUGCCAACACCAAGAACUGUGUUGUGUCUUUGAACCAAAUGACAAAACUCGUAUUUAAUUUCUGGCUUUAGUCUUUCAAGCAUAAUGUGACUGUACUCAUGUCUUUGGACUUUUUUGGGACUUUCAACUUGGUAGAAUUUUAUUUUCGAUACUUUAUAUUUGUCAGCCUACAAAGAUAUGUAGACUGCAAGGUGAUGUUUGUCUUUGUUUUUUAUUUGUAUAAAUAAAAAUGGUACUUGUUCAAAACAAACAAAUAUUCACAGGAGAACAGGGUUUCAUGGUUGUGAAGACAAAGCGACGUCUUAAGUGGUAUAAUGCCUUUUCGCUGGCAAAAAUGCAGAGACCUCCUCUCCUAUUGGCUAGUAUUGUCCUCGGUGAUAUCUUUAUUUGUGUUCGAAAAAAGCCGUAGACCACACAGGCAUAUGAGGUAGAGAUUGUUUCUGUUUCCUCCAACAAACAUGAGAAAAGGAACUUUCCCUCCCUUUAGUAAGGAUGGCCAUAUGAUAUAUCUAGUUAAGAGUAUCAAUAGUCGUUUCAUAAAUUAACUGGAAUUUGACAAAUAACACUUAUACCAAUCUUAAUCAUAACCGGUAUUUGACCGCACAACAAAUUCCCUACGUUUAUAGUCAGCUCCCUUGAUUACCACUGGGGCUCACUAUGGCUGCUUUUUAGUCUGCACCCAAUUUGCAAUGGAUUAAUUGUUAUCACCUUUGUGGAGUCUAUACGUAAAUAUUACUUGGUCACUUGAAUUUUUGUUACUGCAGUUGUCGUUAGACCUUCAUGAUCCCGAAUGUCUAAUUCCUUUAUUCAGGCCAAGUCUGAGUACAGAAACUAUGGCCAGAAGCCCACAAUGCUUAAUUCUCUACUGGGCCCAGCAAGCCAGGGCUUAAGCAUCUCUCGGCUCACGCGGUUGACGCCUGUUGCAAGACUUUUGGCCUCAUUAAAACUUACAGAGAUGGUCGAGUGCCGUUCAUCCAGCCGAGAUUUAUGACUUAGCGACAUCUUGAGCAUUUGCAUCCAAGGCAGUCUUCAAGUUUCUCCAACGUAACGGGCUGUCUACGACCGCACUGGAUCAAAUAAAAUAUGUUUCUUGCAAUGUGAGAGGGUUUUCGGCCUUAUAAGCUGGCGAGAGAGGGUCGUUCCGACUUGUGUGCAACUUCAACUCCAAGCCGUGUUAGCAGACUGCUGACGUAUUCCAAGAUACUUUCCAUGUACGAGGGCGCUCUAAUAAAUUUGGAAUUGGUUGGAUUACGUCUCACAUCUUAGACUGCAUCCUAUAAAUACUGCAGCCCCUUGUGCGUGAAUCAGUCGUAUCUGCUGUUGUCUCUGACGAUGGAUUCGAGCAGAAAUCCGAAACCUCAGGCUAAUAAUGCUUUGGUCUCAGUGGUCGUGUCUCCUUCUUCGAGCCUCCUUCCUGGGAAUUGUCCCUUCGCUUCUAUCGGCAAUAUUCCAUAUCUGCUCACACAGCUACUUACCUACGUUUAUCGGCAGCUCCCUUGCUUACCACCGGGACUCCAGGUGGCUGCUUUUUAUUCCGCAAUCCAAUUUGCAACAGAUGAAAUUUAAUCACCUUUUGGAGUCUAACCGUGAUAAUUACUCGGCCAUUUGUUUUAAUGUUGCUGAAGUUGUUGGUAGACAUGGACUUUCGCGCAGGGCUAAUUCUUCAACUCAGGUAAAGUCCCAGUACAGGACGUCUGGCCAGAAGUCCAUAUGCUUGAUGCUCAACUGGGUCCAGUGGGUCAGGUAUUAAGCACCUCGUAGCUCACGCGGGUGACGUCUCUUGCAAGAAUAUUGGCCUCACCAAAUUUAGAGGUGUGGUCGAGUGCUGCCCAGCAAACCGCGACUUAUGAGUAUCUCCAUUUUGCGCAUUUGGGUCCAAAGUAGCCUUCCAGUUUCUCCAACGUAACAGCCUGUCCACAACGGCACCAGAUCUAAUAAUAUACGUUUCUUCGGCCUCAUAGGCUGGCUCUGGAGGGCCUCUAAGACUUGUAGUCAACUCUACCUCCCAGGGAUUUUAACAGAAUGCUGAAGUGUUCUAAGAUAAUUUCCACGUACGAAGGCGCUGGUCAAAAUUUCGAAUCGGUUGAAUUGCGUCUCAUAUCACAGACGGACAUACUGGACAUUGUAUGUGGAGGAUGCCUAUGUCCUCAUUAAAACGGAUCAGGUAUUGGCACGCAAAGCGCACAUCAAUCACAUUCACCAGGAUGAACAAAUUACGACAGUGGAGAAAGAGAACAACCAGCCGGUCAUUCUCGGUCUCCUCUGCCUUUGCAAACACUGGGUUGACCUUUAGACUGUACUUACCAGGAAAGCGGCUAAAACGACGCCAAUACUGCAGUUUAACAGCAACCACCAAAGUGGUCACAAACACAGUUACGUAGAGGCGCUAUAACGGUGCCUUGUCACACAUUACAGUAGCCCGAAAAAACAGCAGCUGAGGAACUCUGUCUUGGGCAGGUAUUUGGAGUACAUGCGUACUCCAGCACAUUUGUCAACCGAUGCCUACACAAAAAGGACGACAUGCAAUUUUGUGAAGCUCUUUUAUACAUGAAAGGGAAAUAUGUGUUCCAGAACGCAAACUAUGAGAAUGAUGUUUAAUCAUCUGAUUCUGCAUAAAUAUGUAAUGUUGUUGCAUUUCAUUUUAUAGGUAACUGACCACGCUGCGAACAAGUGCUCGAACAGGCCACACAAUAUCUGUCGAAUUUGUGAGGUUUUAUCUCGUCGGUAAUCAAAAAAUUGUUGAUAUUUCGAUAAAAAAACAGCUCGGAUUAGGGCAACCAAUUAGUCAUUUAGACAAACAAGGCAAUCUACAACUCAUUAUCAGAAUGUGUGGUAAGUAUAUUGUUUAAAUGCUCUACCUUUAACGUGUCUCUUAUCUUUAGCUUUUCCUAUAUUUGAUAAGAACCCAAACGCCAAGUAAGUCUUAUUUAAAUUUCAUCCAUCAUAUGUCCUCUUUUAUAUGCUUUGUGAAAUCUGUCUUUUCAUGCUUAGCGGUGUAUAAGGACAGUAUUGUUCUCGGCACUCUUGGCAUGCAUAUUUAUAUCUGACAGUCGUGAAAGGUCGAGACAUUAUUUCUGCUAUGAAAUAAUAUUUCGCUUGUUAAAGUUUGGAAUCGGUUGGGUUGCGCUUCAUAUCACAGAUCGAAAGGCAGAAGGUUGUAUGUGGAGGAUGCCCUUGUCGUCAUCAAAAAGGAUCAGGUAGUGGCACUCAACUGGAUUCACCAGGAUAAAGAAAUUACGACAGUUGAGAAAGAGAACAAGCAGGCGGUCAUCAUUGACGUCAUGGUCUGUGGCAAAUAUCGGGGUCUCCUAAGAACUGUGAUUUUCAGGAAAGCGGCCAAUUUGACGCCAGUAAUGCAGUUUAACAGAAACCACAAGAUCAGUCACAUACGUAGUUACGUAGAGGCGCUAUAAAGGCGACUUCAUACAGACUACAGUAGUUCGAAAGAAAAAAAACAGCCGAAAUACAAUGUCAUUGGUACGUUCUUGAUGUGAAUGCAUACUCCAGCACCUUCGUCAAUCGAUGUCUGCGAAAAAAGGACGAGAGACUAUUUUGUAAAGCUCUAUCGUACAUAGAAGCAAACUUUGUGUUUCAGAAAGAAAAAUAUGGGAAUAAUGUUCAAUCACUUGAUUCAGCAACAGUAUUGAAUGUUGCCGUAUUUCAUUUUAAAUGCAGUUGACCGCGCUGGGAACGUGUGCUUGAACAGGCGACACAAUAUCUGUCGAACCGUAAUAUGUGUUCAUGAGAAACAAAUAAAUAAAAUGAAAUAAUCGUAUUAAAGACCCAUCGGCGAACCUUCGUAGCAAGGAAAAUGAAAUGUAACUUGAUUAUUCAAGUUACCGACAAUACUGGCGGUGUCGCUUUCCACAACGAUAGUGGCUUUUCUCGUUUGUCGGCAAACCGUCUUUGAAGGCCUAGCCGACCUCAUGUUGUAAUUUUCAACCGCACUAGAAAAAAAGGUUGACGUUAUGGGUAACAGAAAUUGCGUGCCUCCUAUUUACAUUACCACCUCGACCCCUUAGUUCUGAAAAACCACUUGCUAUGUGAACUGUGAGGUUGUGGGUCCACGAAUAUUGCUACCGUAAGGGAAGCUUUUAUAAAUUAUUGUAAGCCGCAAAGUGUACGCCUAGUGUUCAGCAUUUCAAUUGAAGCAAAAAACCGUCUAAGUGGAGGCAUAGAACCUCCGUAAACGAGGUCGACAGGGUGGUGCAGCAGUUAUUGCUACUCAUAAUAGCUUUCUAAACGGAGAGAUUAAAAAAUUAUUGGGAUACGCAAGUUAUCCAUCAAUAUUGAGAAUGUUACGUAGAAUACAUCAGCACGUCUAUUCAAAUGAAAUAGGAGGUUUUUAACACAUAUGUCGUUUUCCACUAAGGUCAAUGCACCCGUUAGCGAGGGAGUUUUCAACUCCAAAAUUAUUAAACACUUUUACUGCACUUAGCAAUGAACUACGAUUGUACUAAUGAAGGAGUUUACGCGUAUGGGGCUCCCUGAAGUUUAUUAUCUGUAAAUCUAUCUCACCAAGCCCUCCAGCUACUCGCGGCUGAGUUACUGAUAAUUAAUCUCGGUAUUUUACACAUCUUUCUUGGGUGUCUUUCAAAAGGAAAAAACGACAAUGGGUCGCGACGCCCUUGAAGGGACUGAUUCGAACUUUGUUUUAAUCGUUCGAUUUUGGGGUAGUAAGGUUAUUGGGGAUUGCUGCAUAAAAACCGUCGCCUGUAAGUUUAAAGAUCUAGAGUCGACGCAAUUGUGCGAUCAGGCCGUAAAUUCACAAGACGACGUGGAUAGACUACGGCAGUUACUUUUUUAUGCUGUUUGCAAAUCUGAAAGGACAUACAAACUGGCCAACAACUGUCCUGCACAGACUGAAUAGCUAUUCUAAACAUUUGCAGUCGGCAACUGAAUUUUUUUCCCCUUUUUCAGAUUUUGCACAAAAGAGAUGUUGUGACAUCUGAUUGGUGAGCAAAAUUACACAUUACAUGCAAUCAAUUUUUGUGAUGCAUUGAUUAUCACUGAUUACGUUUGCUUACGCCGCCACCAUUGCGUGUGUGUGUGACGUGACGCGUCUUUGCUGAGGUGAUUUUUAUCAUUCAUUUGUGUACGUAUCUCAUCCCAUUCUACACCAAAUGCUGCGUUUAUAACGUCAAGGCAUGACAUUAAACGCAAUUUUGUUGACUUCUGAAGACGUUGAUAGAGGAAAAGUUUAGGGUAAUAGAGCAUGAGGUAGAUCAUUAUUAUAUCCGCUUGGGCCGAAGUAGACUGUUUAGUUAUUGCUUAUCCAGGGGCAUAUUUGAGAGGGAUUUUGUGAUCUGACUCGGAGGACAAAAAGCAGACGACUUUGUCAAGAGAGUGUUUUAUCGAUACGUAACACGUAACUCACGUAAUCAUCGCCUUUCGCAGAAAAUUUGGCCCCAACGCACUUAAAUAUGUGACCGCGGUAAAUGCAUUUUCAUAAAGGUCACGCUUGACUCUCCUUCGGACAACCGGAAGCACAGCAUACACUACGAUGUGUCCAAAAUCCAUUUAAACUGAGAAGCAGAACGCCAUCUACCUAAAAGCCUUCGCUAUACGUCAGAACAGAUUAAACUGAAGAUUAUAACCCACCCAGGCCGUUAAACCUUGUGCUUUAAAAGUAAAGAGUGCUGCUACUAGUGGACGGAACACGAGCACUGCGAAACGCCUACCCAAAAUAAUUUCAAAGAUAUUUUUCACCAGCUGAUCGGUAGAAAUAAUUGAACUAUUAAGUCAAACUCAUUAAAAGAUUCACUGCCCGCGUAAAAAAACAAACAAAACCGAACGAAAAAUCAUGAUUCGUUAGAUGUUUUUCAACUGGAGACGCUCAAUAACACCAAAUAUGGUGAAGAGCCAGAUUUUGAAGAAAAAAGGAUGACGAUCAGCAAACCCGCGCCCAGUUAGGUCAAACAACUGUGGAUUCGAAAUGCGACAACGUGCUAGGUAUGCCACAUGAAAUAUCUACCAAGCUUGAUGCCGAUAUCGUUUCAAAAUCUAUCAGAGAAAAACACCGCUUUCGUUAUGCAAAUGUUUUGCGUUUGUUCCAGAACAGAUGAAAGCCGAAAGUGGGACAUAAGUCGAAGCAGCAUGUCAGUUGCAUUAAAGAUUCUUGGCUGCAGGUUUUAAUAUUAGCUGCUGAAACUGUUUCUGAUGAAUACCUACUCGUUAAUCGAGAUAUGUAAAAAUAAGCAUGGGGUUUUUUCUACGUCGAGAUGGGCAGCAUCACCUUAGAACACAAACAUUUGACUGCCAAAACUGAAAAAAAUGUGAUUAAAGCUAUAGUGCAUCAAAUGGGGAUAUUCAGGCUGUGCACAGGGCGACCGACACACUCCGGAGGUUACUGGAUUAAAUAAAAACGAGGUCUGAAACGAAGAAAUACUAAUCGCCGUACAUCAAAUCGUCCACCGAGUCGACUGGAAUGAUAUAUCUGUAGGCACUUCCUGUAAUUCUUUUUGCUUCCAGACCAAAAACUUUGGCAACGAAUUUAUUUCUCGUACAAAGUGUCAGCUUUCCGAUCAUAUCAAAAGGGGCACAAGUGACAAAAUGGUCAGAAUCGUCCUCACUAAGACCCUAAAAAUGCUGCCGAACUUACGUAUAUUGCGUUGCUUAACAAUAGCGAUCCCGAGAUAGUACUGUGGGCAUAUUACUCAUACAUCCAGCAAAUGAAGAUAUUUGAGGUUCGGCCACAUUUCCGGCAGGGAAAUGUGGAUGUGGAUUUAGGUUAUUACGGCUCAUCUGUCUGUCGAUUGGAACAUCACCAGGUAUGCCGUGUAAUUGUCCGACAAAAUAACCCCCUGGAGGACAAAGAGUUUCCCAGAAUGCAAAAUGUGGAUCGCGGAAGGAGUACGAAGCACGCAGUCUAGAAAGGACCGUAGACGGGUCAAAGGUACACUUUAGGUAAAUCAACGGAAGGCUAAAGAACAAUGCUAAGGUCGCAUUGCUGAAUGGCUGAGUCAAUGAGAACAGUACCGAAAACGACAAUAAGGCAGAACAAUAAAGCUGACUUAUCACAUCUGUUUUCACAGAUGGAACGAACAUUAACAAUCCUAACUUUCUACUUUAAGCAAACUACGCAGUAUUUUAAGACAUCGAAUUCACAGAAUAGGAUAUAAGGUAUGAACCCUUUGGGCUUAGGGUACAUUAGACUCCGGUCCGGACCAAAUGCUGACAAAAUAUUUGAUGAAGCCUGCUUGCUUAAACUCCCGGUCACUUUCGGAUAUUUUUCAGCGGUUCUCGAUCGAAACAUUCUUCUGUUUGAUUUGAUGGCGGCGAGUGGUUAUUCAGUUCACACAUGUCGGCCCUGUACUUGCUACAAAUCUUCUUGACCGAUGAAUUUAAUAUGCGUUCCUGGCAAACUUGCGGAACGGCAAUAAAAAGUUGUCAUAAGAUUCCUCGAAGAUAAGGAUUCCUUGACCGUGCUCAACUUGGAUUACUCAUAUUGAACCAAUUGAUCGGCGUUUGCCCAUUCCGGAGUGAACAAAUAACCGAUCUGCAGCGACAGAUAAUAUAUAUUUAUAUGUGUACUGGAAAAUGGGCAUUCCAAGAAACAUAAUUCGAAGAAAAAUGAGACCUUUGGGAAAAUUUAUUUGGUAAAUUUGGUAAAUUUUAUUUGGUAAAUUUUAGAGUCCGUUUCCCGAGUUCGUCUUCAGAAGUGUAGUCAGUGUGAAGAAACAGUCAAAAUUUAAACAAUGCCCAAAAAAUCAAUAUUGCACUGUCAUGGCUGAGGAUGGGUUGAACUCGUUGAAAGACACCUGAGGAAGCACCAAAUACAAGUGGUUCACAAACCGACUACCACGCUACGCAAUCAGCUUGUACAUUCUAAGGAUAGAGUUGCAGUGCAUUACACAGCAUUACACAGCACUUGUAAUGCAGUUUAUUGUGGUCAAACCGGAAAAUCCGCCUCUACACGCCUACAUGAACAAUAAUUGGCAGUGAAGAGGCGGGACCACUUAUCCCAGGUCGCCUUUAAACUGGGCACAAAUUCGCUUGGGAUAAAACACACAUUGUCGUUUCCUGUCCACAAUAGAAAGGCCGAGAAUUUAUAGAGGCCACUCACUCUGAUGAUUCAUGCAUCAGUCGACGCAUCGAUCUUGACGCCAUGUACAUAAAUCUCAAGGAAAAUGGAGAACGUGAUAGAUAUUCAAGACGUGACAUCAGCCCGCAGCAUCAACCCAUCCUCAACCAUGAGAGAGCAAUAUCGAUUUGUUGGGCAUGUUUAAAGUUCGACUGUUUCUUCACAAUUACUAAACGUCUGAAGACGACUUGGGGAAGCAGACUCGAAAAAUGACGAAAUAAAGUUUGGUUAUUUUCCCAAGGGAAUCAUUCUUCUUCGAAAUAUAUACAUAAAAUACCUGAGUAUCUCGCUAAGAUUGCAACAGGCCUGACGCAGACAGCUGUAUCACGGUCGUUACCGAUCAUCAGCACGUCAUAGACCUUAUGAAGUGAGGUAUAUAAGCAUGUCAAGUGGGCGUUUGACCCUCACUGUUGUGGCUAGGAUCUCACUAAAUCCCAUUCCGUCCGCCCGCCUAUGACGUACUGAUGAUCGGUAACGACCGUGAUACAGCUGUCUGCGUCAGGCCUGUUGAACUCUUAGUGAGCUGCUCAUGUAUUAUAUGUGGUAUGUGUCCUAUGACACAGUUUUCGUUGUCGCCAGUAGUAAGCUGGCGGGCGGUUAGAAUGGGAUCGAAUGAGACCCUAGCCACAACAGUGAGGGUCAUACGCCCACUUGCGUAUAUUUCCAAAUCCAGUUAGCGGCCAGGGUUAUUAUUGGAUAAAUUACGGCUAGCAGGCGCGAAAUGGUGCUGUCUCAAUCUGUACCUCAAACAUUGUCGACUCCAACCUCUUCUAUCCUAGCUUGGGCGAAGUCGGCAUGGUAUUUGGUUGCGUGUUCAUGACUCUCAUCAGACAUACGAAGCUUGUUUGUUUCGGGAAGCUAAAUGAUUCGUGUGCACCAAUUCCAGAGUAAAUAUAUAUAUAUAUAUAAUACAUGAGCAGCUCUCUAAGAGUGCAACAGGCCAGACGCAGACAGCUGUUUCACGGUCGUUACCAAUCAUCAAUACGUCACAGGAUCUCGCUCGAUCCCAUUCUGUCCGCCCGCCAGCUUGCUACUGGCGACAACGAACGCUGUGUCAGAGGACACAUACCACAUAUACUACAUGAACAGCUCGCUAAGAGUGCAACAGGCCAGAUGCAGACAGCUGUUUCACGGUCGUUACCGAUCAUCAGUACGUCAUAGGCCUUAUGAAAAUGAGGUAUAUAAGCAUGUCAAGUGGGCGUUUGACCCUCACUGUUGUGGUUAGGAUCUCACUCGAUCCCAUUCUGUCCGCCCGCCAGCUUGCUACUGGCGACAACGAACGCUGUGUCAGAGGACACAUAGCACAUAUAAUAAAUGAGCAGCUCUCUAAGUGUAAAACAGGACAGAAUGGGAUCGAGUGAGAUCCUAACCACAACAGUGAGGGUCCAACGCCUACUUGACAUGCUUAUAUACCUCAUUUUCAUAAGGCCUAUGACAUACUGAUGAUCGGUAGCCACCGUGAAACAGCUGUCUGCGUCUGGCCUGUUGCACUCUUAGGGAGCUGCUCAUGUAUUAUAUGUGGUAUGUGUCCUCUGACACAGCGUUCGUUGUCGCCAGUAGCAAGCUGGCGGGCGGACAGAAUGGGAUCGAGCGAGAACCUUACCACAACAGUGAGGGUCAAACGCCCACUUGACAUAUAUAUAUAUGGAAGAAGGUAAAGAGAUCUCUGGGGAGGAUGAUUUAUUCAUCUGACGUUUCACACUUAUACUUGAGCGCAUCAUCGGAGAUAGAUUAAAAGUGGAUUUUGUCGCUGCUCUUGAAGCGACACUCUCAAAGACGAAGGCCACAGAGGACACCAAGAACUCGACUCGUCAACGAGCCGCAUCACUAAUCAUAUCCCACAGGCCACGUCGAACCAUCUCCUCACCCGAGGUAAAUGCCAUUAAAGAAUUAAAGAGGGACGAAGACAUUGUGAUUGUCCCAGCAGACAAAGGACGGGCAACCGUGAUCCUGGACAAGUCAGAGUACGCAGCGAAAGCUCAGGAGCUACUCAACGAUAACCAGUCAUACAAGGUCAUUGACUCCGACCCCAUGAAAACACUGGUGGCAAAAAUCAGCAAGAGUCUGAGUCUAAUGAGGAACCAGCAGGCAAUAUGUGAGACCGAUUGGCGACAGAUGAAACCGCAAGAUGCUGCAAUAGCACGCUUCUAUGGGCUGCCAAAGAUCCACAAACCAAACGUCCCCUUACGGCCAAUUGUGGCGCUGAAGGACACACCUACCUCCGUCUGGCUAAGUGGCUUACCAAGCAUCUGAAGAAGCUGACAGAGGGCUCAGAACACACAGCUGUAUCCCCAUCACACCUCCAGGAAAGACUCCGCGGCGUCAAAAUAGCCCCCAAUGAAAUAAUGGUGUCCUUCGACGUCGUCUCUCUUUUAACCUUCAUCCCUAAAGAAUUAGCCACGAGGGUCAUAAGUGACCUACUGGAGAGGAGGUACGAUGAAGAGGAAAAACCUCUGAAAAGGAAGCACAUAAUGGAGCUACUGGACUACUGUUUGAGCACGUACUUCACGUUUAAUGGGCAGGUGUACGAGCAAAUCCAGGGAACUCCGAUGGGAUCACCAAUCUCCGGCUACCUAGCUGAGGCGGUUCUACAAAAACUAGAAACACGGGUUUUUCAGUCCUACAUGCCAACAUUCUGGAUGCGCUAUGUAGAUGACACCUUUGUCAUCCUACCUCAAGACAUGAAAGAGUCGUUCAGAAGCAAAUUGAACUCAAUUUUCCCCCAGAUUCAAUUCACAAUGGAGGAAGAAAAGGACGGGGAAAUCCCCUUUCUGGAUGUCCAGGUGUCGAGACAGGAAGACGGAGCCCUCCAAACUGGUGUCUUUCGAAAGACGACCGAUACGGCGAAAAUCCUCCAUUACAGCAGUAACCAUCCUUGGCACAUAAACGCAGUUGCGUGCGGACACUCUUCCUACAUAUCAACACACUGCAGCACAGAGGCUGAAAAGCUGCGAGAGCGUAAAUCCCUAUGGCGUCUCGUUCUCUCCAAUGGGUACCCACGCAGCUUCAUAAACAAAUGCCUGUAUCAAAGGCACAUGAAGACCGACGGUGAACAAAAACAAAAACCUGAAUUCUUCCGUGCUUUGCCCUACAUGAGUGACGUUUCCGAAGCCACUGAACGCAUGCUCAGACCACUCAACGUGGGCCUUGGACACCGGCCGGAGGUCACUAUCCGCCGCUUACUCAUGCGGCCCAAGGGGCGGCUACCACCUGAGGACACGUCAGGAAUUGUUUACCGCAUCAACUGUCUAGACUGUCCGGCCAAUUAUUGUGGCAUGACCGACAAACGAUUAAGGUCGCGCAUGCAUGAGCAUUCUCUAGCUGUAAAGCGAAAAGAUGUACGAUCACAUGUUGCCAUGCAUAGCCUCGAAAAUGACCAUCAAUUCGGCUUCGACAAGGCAGAAGUAAUCGGUCGAGCUGAAAACAAAAUGGCGAGAGAGAUAAUCGAAGCCUGGCAAUCCAAGGCCAACUCGAUCAACCGUAGGAUCGACCUACCGGCGCCAUAUGAGGCCGUCAGACACCACUUGAAGGGAGGACCAAUGGGAAAAGAGAACAAUACACCUAUGAGUACUGAGUAA
This is a messenger RNA of Spirometra erinaceieuropaei, 24664 nucleotides long. Lineage: Eukaryota; Metazoa; Platyhelminthes; Cestoda; Diphyllobothriidea; Diphyllobothriidae. The record is from the annotation of a GenBank genome assembly.